Messenger RNA from Arvicola amphibius (Eurasian water vole), 1029 nucleotides. Its product is annotated as patr class I histocompatibility antigen, A-2 alpha chain-like. The record is from RefSeq and is a predicted model, not a curated record. The transcript has 5 exons. Lineage: Eukaryota; Metazoa; Chordata; Mammalia; Rodentia; Cricetidae. Gene Ontology annotation, biological process: positive regulation of T cell mediated cytotoxicity; antigen processing and presentation of endogenous peptide antigen via MHC class Ib; antigen processing and presentation of endogenous peptide antigen via MHC class I via ER pathway, TAP-independent. Gene Ontology annotation, cellular component: external side of plasma membrane. The coding region runs from base 1 to 1029 and encodes 342 amino acids. Gene Ontology annotation, molecular function: peptide antigen binding; signaling receptor binding.
AUGGGAACCCCAGCUCCCCGAGGCUUCCUCCUGCUGCUCUUGGUUGCACUGACUCCAACUCUGGCCCAAACCUGGUCCCACUCGCUAAGCUAUCUUGACUUCGCUGUGUCCAGACCUGGCCUGGAGCCCCGGUACAUCUUCAUUGGCUACGUGGAUGACAAGCAGUUUGUGCACUUCGACAGCAAUGCGCAGAGUCAGAGAUUGGAGCCAAGGGGUCCGUUGGUGGAGAAGUUACCGCCAGAGUAUUGGGAGCAAUGGAUGUCAACAGUCAAGAUCCGCAAACAAAAUGUCCCAGUUCUCCUACAGGCCGUUGUCCAAGAAUACAACGUGAGCCAGGACGUCUCUCACACUUUCCAGUGCUUGGAGGGCUGUGUCAUUGGGCCGGAUAGGCGCUUCCUUCGAGGGUACAGUCGGCACGCCUUUGAUGGCCAGGAUUACGUUGCUCUGAGUGAGGACCUGAAAACAUGGAGGGUGGCUGACUCAGCGCCUCAGAUCACCGGGCAAACCUGGAAGAAGACUGUUCCAGCAGAGUCCCGCCGGGCUUUCCUUGAGGUGGAGUGUGUGCGGCUCCUCCUCGGCUUCCUGGAGAUGGGCAAGGAGAUACUGUUGUACACAGAUCCCCCAAAGGCACAUGUGACUCAUCACCCCAGACCUGAAGGGGACGUCACCCUGAGGUGCUGGGCUCUGGGUUUCUAUCCUUCGGAGAUCACCCUGACCUGGCAAAGAGAUGGGGAGGACCAGACCCAGGAUAUGGAGCUGGUGGAGACCAGACCAACAGGGGACGGAACCUUCCAGAAGUGGGCAGCUGUGGUGGUGCCUUCUGGGGAGGAGCAGAGAUACACAUGCCACGUGGUCCAUAAGGGACUGCCCAAGCCUCUCAUUCUGAAAUGGGAGACACCUCAGCCCACCAUCCCCAUUGUGGGAAUCACUGCUGGUCUGAUUCUUCUUGGGGUUGUGGUCACUGGAGCUGUGGCUGCCAUGGUGAUGAGGAAGAAGAUGAGCAGAGGUAGGGAAGGGGUUGCUUUCUGA